This is a messenger RNA of Torulaspora delbrueckii, 4707 nucleotides long. It is a transcript of the gene THO2, whose product is annotated as Tho2p. Bases 1 to 4707 code for a protein of 1568 amino acids. The record is from RefSeq and is a predicted model, not a curated record. Lineage: Eukaryota; Fungi; Ascomycota; Saccharomycetes; Saccharomycetales; Saccharomycetaceae. The transcript has a single exon. Gene Ontology annotation, molecular function: mRNA binding. Gene Ontology annotation, cellular component: THO complex part of transcription export complex. Gene Ontology annotation, biological process: mRNA processing; mRNA export from nucleus.
AUGUCACUGAGUGCUGUCCUUGACAGGAUAUCUAAGGAGCACGCUAUCAAGCCUGCGCAGAGACAAUUCUUUGAUGAAGAAUCGCUAAACAAUUGGCCCUCCAAGGCUGGAGACUACUCCAGUCAGUUCAAAGCUACUGAAAACAAUGAGGAGAAAGAGAAAUGGCUCAAGGAUUUGUUCAUAGAGCUCUUUGAGCUGUUUCAAAAACCAGAAUUGCCCGCAAAGCUUACGUUGCAGCAGAUAUCCAGUUUCAUUGACGACAUUUCCAGCAGCACAGGAAUAAUUAGUAGUCAGGAACUAUGUUCUCUCGUUGGUAAGAUGUUCAUUGCGGUGUCAAACCAAUUUGCUGAUGGUGACGAUUCAAAGGUUAUUGCCCUGGCUAGAAUAAACAAUCUAUUGUCGAAGGAGAUUUACAAAUUCAGUCGUGUGUCGAGCAAACUUAUGACCAGCGAGCAGACGAUUUUACUAAGACAUCUUUUAAAAAGGUCCAAAUAUGAACUGAAAAAAUUCAAUCUUCUGGCAGAGUGUCCAUCAGGUUAUUCGCAGCUUGUCAUGUUACUGUCCAGUGCUUUCAACGAUCUUGACAAUACACAGAAAGUUGCCUUCUAUGCUAAGCAAAUGAGCCACAUAAUAGGGAAAUACUCAUUAGACUCUAUGAGAAGUUUAGAUAUCAUACUGGAUGUCUCUAGUGAAUAUAUCACGGAUCACUACACCUUUUUUAUUCAGCUUCUCAAAAAUUCUGAUUUCUGGCCAAAAAACAAUGAGGCAGAUUCCAUCUCUCUAGAAGGGCUGAACCAUGGCGGAAGUAUGGUGGCUUCGAAUGUCAUCUCGUUUAGAAUAUCUCAAAAGGGUCCUAAAAUUGAUAUGAAAUAUUUGGAUAUGGUUUGUAUAUUGAUCAAGAAUGGGUUUGUCAACGUUUUAUCGAUCUGGCAAAACAUUGGUCCGGAUUGCAAGUCCUUGGGUGAGUUUUUCAAGAAAUUCGAAAAUGAACUGGAGGAAGAGUCCAUGAAGGGGGUUGCAAAUCCAUUGGCAAUGGCUGCUGCCUUGUCUUUUGAUGAAGAUGAUCGUGAUACAAAUAUUCAAAAGCAUUCGGAGGACAAAGAGAGCAAGAUCAAAGGUCGAAAUGAGUCAGACGCUAAAAUGGAACGAAGAGAAACACAAUCUAGCGAAAUAGACGAUAUUUUACAGAGUGGUAAGCUACAGCUGCUACAGCGCUUGCUGGUUCAUGGUUGCCUAACAGCAAGUUUCUAUCUCUUAAGGCGACAUCCAACAUUUGUUCAUAUCGACGAUUCGAUUCCUCUAGCGGUAGUCAGAGCCUUUGAGUAUAUCACAGAGCUUAUUUAUCAUUCCACGGUGUUUUCUCCGCAAGAAGUGCUACAGAGUAGCAGACUAGUGACUUUAAAUGAGAAUGGCAUUCUCUCACACAAACCUAGACUAAUCGAAGAGCGAAAGACUCAUCAUCCAUCAGCACCUUUUGAACUCGGAACUAGGGCAGUCUUUUACUAUCCUGAAUGGACGUCUGAACUUUCGCUCGUGAACUCGGUGGAAGAUUUGAUAAAAACAUCACACGAGUAUUUUUCCAUUAUAGGUGUACGCCUUGCAGUAUGCCCAAAGCUCAUUUCCAAAUUGUGUCGCAUAGCGAAAUCAGAUAUUAGCGGUGGUAAUGGCUCUACGGAAACAUGGGUGGACUAUGUUAGGAAGUUCAUUUUUCCCUCAAUCGCCUCACUCGACCUUAAUCCUACGGUAACAAAUGAAAUAUAUGGGCUUAUGAAACUUUUUCCAUUUGAAAGAAGAUACUUUAUGUACAAUGAGAUGAUAACGAAGCUUUCUCAAGAUAUUCUACCAAUAAAAGUGGGUUUUAAUAAGACGGAAAGGGAGGCAAAAAGCAUGCUGAAAGCAUUGAGUAUUGAUUCAAUUGACGAACAAUCUAGACGCCUUGCAAAUCUCGUUUCUACCAACCCAUUGGCAACAUUAAUCCCCGCUGUCAAGCAGAUUGAGAAUUACGACAAGGUAUCAGAGCUUGUGGUUACUACUGCUUGUUUUUUCAACGAUUUCGCUUAUGACGUUCUGCAGUUUGUUCUGUUAUUGCGUCUAACUGACAACCGAAUUGCUGUACAAGAGGAUGGAGUCAACCAAUCAAUGUGGGUGCAGCGUUUGUCAGUUUUCAUUGCUGGACUCGCCAAGAGCUGUGGCAAAAUGGACCUUUCAAACAUCAUUGAAUACAUCGUGAAGACGUUGCACAGUGGGAAUAUAAUUGCAGUGUCAAUUUUACGACAACUAGUUGUUACUGUUGGCGGGAUAAGGGAUCUUAAUGAAGUGAAUACGAAGCAGUUGUUGAUGUUGAACUCGGGCAAACCUCUGCAGAAUGUUGCGAGGAGAUUGAUGUUCGAUUUUAGGGAUGACAACCGCUUACUGGGGUCAAGGUUAGUCGAAUAUUUUGGAAAGGAAAAGAGCAUUUCAGAAGUCAUAGUAUUACUAUUCAAUCUCAACUUGAAAGCAAACUCCCACGAAGCUCACUAUAAAAUUCUCUCGGUCAGGUGUGAUGAAAUGAACACUCUUCUAUGGUCUUUUAUUGAGCUGAUCAAGCAUUCACUCGACGGCGAGCGAUUUUUCGAGAACGUCCUGCCGCUCAAUUUGUUGACCAAUGAUCACAAGGUUUCUACACCUUGGGUAUUCCAUAUUUGGAGGGAGUACAUCGAUACACAUGGGGAGGAUGACAGAGUUAACGAUAUGAUAGAGAAAGCCAAAUUCGAGGAAGUCGAUUUUUCUUGCAUAUCCAGAGACCUGUUCAUAACCUUUUGGAAGCUUUCGUUAUAUGACAUCCAAUUUAAUAAGGCUCUCUAUGACGAGAGGAAGGUUACAUUAGAGGCAGAGCUGGCAAGUUAUUCUUCCACAAAGAAGAAAAACGAAGUGUCAAAUCAAGUGAAAGAUUUGCUGGUCAGCUGCAUAUCUCAUCAAAAGAAGUUCAACCAAUCAAAACAUAUGCUCCAACAACAGUCCACCUCAUGGACACAUUCUAUGACGGAAGUUACCAUCAAAUCAUUCUUUCAAUAUUGUGCUAUCCCCAGGGUGUUAUUUUCACCGCCCGAUGCGAUUUACGUAUCUUCGUUCCUGCUAUUAACGUUUGAUAUCGAAAGCCUCAUGACGAUAGUUGCAAAUUUCAUACGUUCAGAAGUCCUGAGCACUCUUCUAUUUUGUUGCACCAGUUCUGAGGCUGGCAAUUUAGGAAUAUUCUUCGCCCAUCUUCUGGAACAAAUGGAAAUCAUGAGAAAGAGUGAUCAGCUCAACCAACAAUGCUGUCGCGAACUAUAUGGAUGGCAUGAAGUUAUCACAGAGCAGGUUGUGCUGACACUGAGCAACAAAAACUACAUGUCCAUUAGAAAUGGCAUCGAAUUUAUGAAACACUUAUCCCAUGUAUUUCCAGUACUUGAUACCCAAAUCAAUUUGGUGUGCGAAACCGUCUCUGAAAAUCUAGAAGGCGAAGAAAGAGAAGAUAUUAAGUUGCCAAGCAACGCUCUUCUUGGGCAUUUGAAAGCGCGAUUGAAGAAUGCUAUAGCGUUGAAAGAUUUUUGCGAGUUGACCGCUGAAGAGUUAGAGGAGAAGGCCAAGUUUGAAGCCGAAUUAGAAGAGAUCAGGCUUUAUGAGGCUCAGUUGGCAAAUGAGAAGAAGGAAGCCGAAUUGAGAAAGAAAUUAGAACUCAAUAAGAAGCAGAGAGAAAAUGCCCAAAAAACAAGAGAGCACGCUGAGACAGCUGCAUAUGCUCCACCUACUGGUCCUUCUGCUCAAGUAAACUCAUGGCCUUUUGGAAAAGUUAUUAGGUUCAUUGACGAGGUUUGUAACAACUUUCGCAGAAACAACUUGAACAGAGCAGUAAAUUGUAUUAUAGACCAGCAAGAGAGGGAAAACAUGAGAGACUUGAUGAAGCAAGCGAUGCCCUUAAGGGACUUCAGGAGUUCGGUAUUAGCGAUCUUCGAGCGUUUCUUCCUUUCCUUGGUUAAUAACCGCAGGAACCCUGAGUUAACUAGAAAACUUGAAGAUUUGCAAGAGUCGGUCGAAUUCAUCACUCGUGACGCGGCCAAGAAGCGCAGUGACAUGUACUCUGAUGCUCCAGAACAUCAGGAAGUUAAGAAAUAUAGCAGAUACAGCGGAAGUGUCAAACGUGAAGCUCAAAUUACAUCCCCUGCCGCCUCGGCUUCCAGAACUACAGAUGAUUCGAAAGCAUCUCGGACAUCAGCCAAUAACCCACGAGCAGGCAGUCGCCAGUCUGGCAGAAUAUCAGGAAAGAACGAGGCCACUCCCGAAAGCAUUUCUUUCAAAAGUAAAGCAGGAAAUGAUUCACGUCCAACAUACAGUAAUCGCCAAAAGAGGAAUGCUCAAUUCGAUAAUGAUUCGAGACCCAGAGGACCUAAGGCCGAAGAGGCAAGAAGAACACCGACUCCGCUAGCUCCCCGGGCCCUGUUACACUCCGACAGGCCCCCUCAAAGGUUCCAAUCCAGGCCGCAGGCAUCAGAAGAGCACAGGGCAUACGAUUCCGCCCAAGCCAGCGAGGAAAGACCUCUCAAAAGGUUCAGAUCUGGUGAUAAACCUAAUGAUAAUCGCCAGGGCACCAGGGCACCCGAUCGCUCAAGAUUUAACGACCGCAAGAGCCAAGCACUACCUCAAGGCCCAAAAGCAGCUAAGGAGCCUCAAAGCAGGUAUCAAAGAUGA